Molecule: messenger RNA, 471 nt
Organism: Cryptococcus wingfieldii CBS 7118
Lineage: Eukaryota; Fungi; Basidiomycota; Tremellomycetes; Tremellales; Cryptococcaceae
Exons: 1
Coding region: 1-471 (156 amino acids)
Source: RefSeq, a predicted model, not a curated record
AUGUCCAUCAAAGAAGACAGCUUUAGCAACGCCAGCGAUCGAAGCGAUAUUCACGAGGAACCCACACCAUCCGCCGGUUCCCCGACCGUGGCCUCCAAUCCCAGCUUGCGAUAUGUAGACGCCCCUCUAGACUCGAUGGCUACCGAGAAAGCUGCCACUAUCAAUCAACGUUACCCCACAGCAUCAGCAGAGGAGAAGACAAGUAUACUUAACGAUGUCAUGGCACAGGUCGUCUACGAGCGGGGGUGGGAUGCAGGGAGUAUAAUGAUGUUUGAGAGUACUGGAGCGGGCUCUGUGGUGGGAGAGAAAGCUGAAGGGGAGUGGAGACCGGCGAGGACACAAGGAUGGACGGGGGAUGCUGGGCUUAAUGCGCGAGUGGCGGUCCUUGAUGGAUACUCGAAGCCUGAUGACGAGAAUGCGGGGGAUCCCGGCGCUGAUAGUGAUGACGAAGAAAGUUUCAUUGUGUACUAG